Penicillium atrosanguineum is the source of this 297-nucleotide messenger RNA. RefSeq lists its product as uncharacterized. Bases 1 to 297 code for a protein of 98 amino acids. The transcript has 2 exons. The record is from RefSeq and is a predicted model, not a curated record. NCBI's taxonomy places the organism in Eukaryota, Fungi, Ascomycota, Eurotiomycetes, Eurotiales, Aspergillaceae.
AUGCCAGAUGCUAUUUCGCAGGAUUCUAGGUCUACCGGCCUUCCAUCAAUCACCGAGGCACAAACCGAAGCGCUCGACGCACUGCAUUUCCUUGCUGAAAGAUACAUUUGCUCUCCUGAGUUCCCUUUCGGAGACUACUUGCUAGUCGUUAUAGACGCCAUUUACUACAUCUUUUAUUACAAAGCUCGGAGAAUGCUUAGGAGACACCUAGUCCACUCCCACUUCGUCGGGAUACAGUCUACGGAGAUAUUACUGAGGGCGAACAGGGGUUUCCUCUGGAGCUGGCAUAAGAAAUAA